AUGGAAUCGAAUAAAAACAACGUUUUAUCUAAUUCACCAGAAAACGGAGAAGCUCCUGCCAAAUCGAAACCCAGUUUGAAGGAUGCAGCUAAAGACCUGAAACCUCAUACAAUCCAUGGUCCUGGAGGAGUCCCUCUUAGCAAUCCACCAAGACCUUUUUCUCAGGGCGGAAGAGCCAGGACCGACUUUGCUAGACUUCCCGAUCACAUUGAUAUUGUAAAACCAGAAGAACAGGAAAAGCAGCAAUAG
This is a messenger RNA of Schizosaccharomyces osmophilus, 249 nucleotides long. RefSeq lists its product as uncharacterized. Bases 1 to 249 code for a protein of 82 amino acids. The record is from RefSeq and is a predicted model, not a curated record. The transcript is spliced from 2 exons. NCBI's taxonomy places the organism in Eukaryota, Fungi, Ascomycota, Schizosaccharomycetes, Schizosaccharomycetales, Schizosaccharomycetaceae.